This is a messenger RNA of Limanda limanda (common dab), 2276 nucleotides long. RefSeq names its product bisphosphate nucleotidase 1 (gene bpnt1). The record is from RefSeq and is a predicted model, not a curated record. NCBI's taxonomy places the organism in Eukaryota, Metazoa, Chordata, Actinopteri, Pleuronectiformes, Pleuronectidae. The coding region runs from base 60 to 986 and encodes 308 amino acids. The transcript has 9 exons. Gene Ontology annotation, biological process: phosphatidylinositol phosphate biosynthetic process. Gene Ontology annotation, molecular function: 3'(2'),5'-bisphosphate nucleotidase activity.
UUCAGGUUGUCAGUUGGUGUGUGUCUCUGUGUGAGUGUGUGUGUCUGUGCCUCAUCACGAUGUCUGGAACUCCUGUGAUCAUGCGUCUGAUGGCGUCGGCGCACUCUGUGGCUGAGAAGGCCGGGGCCAUCGUGAGGAAGGUCAUGCACAGUGGAGACCUUGGCAUUGUGGAGAAGACGGGAGCCAACGACCUGCAGACGCUGGCAGACAGACUGGCACAGCAGAGCAUCUGUGCUUCACUGUCCAGACGCUUCCCAAAACUCACCAUCAUUGGAGAAGAGGAUCUUCCAUUUGAGGAGGUGAAGGAGGACGCCAUUGAGAAGGGCCAGGCAGAGGAGAUCCUCCAGAAGAGCUGCCCAGCAGAAUACAGUGGGCUGAAGGAGGAGGAGCUUGUUGUGUGGGUCGAUCCACUGGAUGGCACAAAGGAAUAUACUGAAGGGCUCCUGGAUAACGUGACGGUGCUGAUUGGAAUUGCAUACGGAGGCCGAGCUAUAGCAGGUGUCAUCAACCAGCCAUUCUACAACUAUCAGCUCGGAGCAGGAGCCGUUCUGGGGAGGACCAUGUGGGGAAUGCUGGGAGUGGGAGCCUUUGGAUUUCAGCUGCAGGAAGUUCCAGGUGACAGGAGGAUAGUCACCACCACCCGUUCCCACAGCAACAAGGUGGUAACGGACUGCGUAGACGCCAUGGAGCCGCAUGAAGUUGUAAGAGUGGGUGGUGCUGGAAAUAAGAUAAUUCAGCUUGUUGAGGGAAAAGCAUCAGCUUAUGUCUUCGCGAGUCCAGGAUGUAAGAAGUGGGACACCUGUGCUCCGGAGGCCAUCCUGCACGCAGUCGGAGGUAAACUGACCGACAUGCACGGGAACGCGUACUGCUACGAUGCAGAUGUGAAGCACAUGAACUCCGCCGGUGUUCUCGCGACACUGCGCAACCACGAGUACUACGCCAGCAGAGUACCACAGUCGGUGAGAGAAGCCCUGAAGCUGGACUGAGGAAACAUGAAACACUUUGGCUAACGUGUAAUUCAGCAACACACCAAUGGUAGUUCAAUCAGAAAUGAGCCGACUCAACAGUAAACACUUUGGCUAACGUGUAAUUCAGCAACACACCAAUGGUACUUCAAUCAGAAAUGAGCCGACUCAACAGCACUUCCAUUUAUUUCACUCAUGAAAUAAAGCCGUACAAAUCUCAAAACAUUGUUACUGUUUUCAACUCAUGACCAAUCGCUGUACACGGCAAAAGGCAAGAUUAUUUCAUAUUAAAUUAAAAUACACAAGUCAAAUGAUUAUCAGUGAGUUGAAAAGGAUUCACUGUACUUCAUUAAAUAACCACUAGAAGGAAACAGUGUAACAUCACCAGCAUAGUGCCGACACCAAACAUCGUGUUGACCUCUUUACAACGUUGUGUAAUGUAAUGCGAUGAAGUGCAACAGAGUUCAAUGUGAGAUAGUUUGUCUUGUAUUGUUUUUAUCAGAGGUGUCAAGUAACGAAGUACAAAUACUUUGUUACCUUACUUAAGUAGAAAUUUUGGGUUUCUAUACUUUACUGGAGUAUUUAUUUAUCAGACGACUUUUUACUUCUACUCCUUACAUUUUCACGCAAAUAUCUGUUCUUUCUACUCCUUACAUUUUAAAAAUAGCCUUGUUACUCCUAUUUCAUUUUGGCUUGUUUUCAUUCCGGUUUGUCAUCGUUCAAAAACACACACAAUGUGGCGCACGCAGCGGAUGAGGCGUGCACCACCGUCCUCGCAGCAUCCCACAUUUUUCAACAUAAAAUUUUAAUAUAACAUUAUAGUCAUAAUGGCUUUUAGAAAAAUGUUUUUUUUGGAGGAUGUGGUGUAGUGCACUAUAGGCCCCUGAGACGCGGCUUAAGAGUUUGUCCUUAAUGGGGAAAAAAAAGCCCCUUACAUUACUUUAACUUUUAUACUUUAAGUAGUUUUGAAACCUCUACUUUUACACUUUUACUUGAGUAAAAUUCUGAGUUGAUACUUCAACGUCUACAGAAGUCCUUUUAAACCCUAGUAUCGAUACUUCUACUUGAGUAAUGAAUGUGAAUACUUUUGACACCUCUGGUUUUUAUUAGUUCUUCACUUUUCUUUAAGUUUCUACAAUGUACUGUUUAUAAAGAUUGACGACAUGACAGCUCUACAAAAGUGAAGCCAAAUCAUCUCGACUGCCCCCUGGUGGCUGACUGGAGUGCAAGACAUUAACCCUGCUUUUUCUAUGUUAGCAUAGGGAUGUGGACCAAAUUAAAGUAAAAAAUUAAAUAUGUUUCUUCUCCAAA